GCGAAAACUUUGUCUUGCCGGGAAAAGAAGAAACACAGCGAACAGAACAGACGUGUAUACAAACGCAGCACCAUGGCGGAUUCAUCAGAGUCUUUCCACAUUGCCACCAGCCCCAGCCGCAGCUCUCGGCGGGGUGACCUGACCUCCAGCCCGGGGAGAGACCUCCCUCCUUUCGAGGAUGAGUCUGAGGGCCUGCUGGGAGAAAACAUGCCCGAUGAGGAAGAGGAGGGAGAUGGAGAAGAGCUCAUUGGAGACGGGAUGGAGACGGACUAUCGUGCCAUCCCAGAGCUGGAUCGGUAUGAAGAGGAGGGUCUGGAUGAUGAGGAGGACCUGAGUGAGCUCUCUCCAGGAGCCCGUGCCGCUGCUGAGGAGGCCAUGAGGCGAAGAGACCGAGAGCAAGGCAUGGGCCGCAUGGGGAGAGGCCUGCUGUACGACAGCGAGGAUGAGGAUGACGAGCGGCCAUCAAAGAGGCGUCGGCGUCUGGCCGAGCGUGCAGCUGAAGGAGCUGGCGCUGAAGGUGAGGAUGAGGAAAUGAUUGAGAGCAUUGAGAACUUGGAGGAUAUGAAGGGGCACACGGUGCGAGAAUGGGUGUCCAUGGCGGCCCCACGCCUGGAGAUCUACCAUCGCUUCAAGAACUUCCUCCGCACACAUGUGGAUGAGCACGGACACAAUGUCUUCAAAGAGAGGAUCAGCGACAUGUGUAAAGAAAAUAAGGAAAGCUUGCUGGUAAACUAUGAGGAGCUGGCCUCCAGAGAGCAUGUGCUGGCUUACUUCCUCCCUGAGGCUCCUGCUGAGAUGUUGAAGAUCUUUGAUGAAGCAGCGAAGGAGGUGGUGUUGGCCAUGUACCCCAAAUACGACCGCAUCGCUCAUGAGAUCCAUGUCCGUAUUGGUAACCUGCCGCUAGUAGAGGAGCUGCGCUCACUCAGGCAGCUGCAUCUGAACCAGCUGAUCCGCACUAGUGGUGUGGUAACCAGCUGCACGGGGGUGCUCCCACAGCUGGGAAUGGUCAAGUACAACUGUAACAAGUGUAACUUCAUCCUGGGCCCCUUCUUCCAGUCACAGAAUCAGGAAGUGAAACCAGGCUCCUGUCCAGAGUGUCAGUCGCUUGGACCUUUUGAAAUCAACAUGGAACAGACGGUAUAUCAGAACUAUCAGCGCAUCACCAUCCAGGAGAGCCCUGGUAAAGUAGCAGCUGGCCGUCUGCCGAGGUCUAAAGAUGCCAUCCUGUUGGCUGACUUGGUGGACAGCUGCAAGCCUGGAGAUGAAAUUGAGCUCACUGGCAUCUACCACAACAACUACGAUGGUUCUCUGAACAUGGCCAAUGGCUUCCCUGUGUUUGCCACUGUGAUCCUGGCCAAUCACAUUGCACGGAAGGACGAGCGUGUGGCCGUGGCUGAGCUCACUGACGAGGACGUGAAGGCCAUCGUAGCUCUUUCCAAGGAUGAGCGCAUCGGCGAGAGGAUAUUUGCCAGCAUUGGGCCUUCCAUCUAUGGCCAUGAAGAUAUUAAGAGAGCACUGGCUCUUGCACUGUUUGGUGGUGAGCCAAAGAAUCCAGGAGGGAAGCACAAAGUGCGUGGCGACAUCAACGUGCUCAUGUGUGGAGAUCCAGGUACAGCCAAGUCUCAGUUCCUGAAGUAUGUGGAGAAGGUGGCGAGCCGGGCCGUGUUUACCACAGGACAGGGCGCCUCAGCUGUGGGUCUGACGGCUUACGUGCAGAGGCACCCAGUUACCCGAGAGUGGACGCUGGAGGCUGGUGCUCUGGUGCUGGCUGACAGAGGGGUCUGUCUCAUUGACGAGUUUGACAAGAUGAAUGACCAGGACCGCACUAGUAUCCAUGAAGCUAUGGAACAGCAGAGCAUCUCUAUCUCCAAAGCAGGCAUCGUCACUUCGCUGCAGGCCCGCUGCACAGUCAUCGCUGCUGCCAACCCAAUCGGUGGGCGCUAUGACCCGUCCCUCACGUUCUCUGAAAACGUGGACCUGACUGAACCCAUCGUGUCUCGUUUUGACGUAUUAUGCGUUGUCAGAGACACUGUGGAUCCUGUGCAGGACGAGAUGCUGGCCCGCUUUGUGGUCGGCAGCCACAUCAAGCAUCAUCCCAGCAACAAAGAAGGCGGCGUGGCCGGGCUGGAGGAAGUGGUGCUACCGAAUUCGUCUGACGUGCCGCCCAUCCCUCAGGAGCUGCUCAGGAAGUACAUCAUCUACGCCAAAGAGCGUGUGCGGCCUAAACUCAAUCAGAUGGACCAGGACAAGGUGGCCCGCAUUUACAGCGACCUCCGUAAGGAGUCCAUGGCUACGGGCAGCAUCCCAAUCACGGUGCGUCACAUAGAGUCGAUGAUCCGCAUGGCAGAGUCUCAUGCACGGAUGCACCUCCGGGAUUACGUACAGGAAGACGACGUUAACAUGGCCAUCCGAGUGAUGCUGGAGAGCUUCAUAGACACGCAGAAGUUCAGCGUUAUGAAGAGCAUGAGGAAGACGUUUGCGCGGUACCUGGCCUUCAGGCGAGACAACAACGAGCUACUGCUGUUCAUCCUGAAGCAGCUGGUAGCUGAGCAGGUGGCGUAUCAGCGCAACAGAUACGGCGCACAGCAGGAUGUUAUCGAGAUUCCAGAGAAGGACUUGGUGGAUAAGGCCCGACAAAUCAACAUCCACAACUUAUCGGCAUUUUAUGACAGUGACGUGUUCCGCUCAAACAAGUUCUCCCACGACAUGAAGAAGAAGCUCAUCAUGCAGCAGUUCUAAGCCAUGUGCUGUGUUGAGUUGGACUGCGUUCAGAUACCUUUUUGAGUAUAUUCUGGAUGUGUACAUAUUUUCCUGUGCCUCCUGAAACUGUGGAAGUGGAUGUGUUCUGAUAUGGACAGAAUUGUUUGAUUAUUGAGUAACAUCAUGGCCCUUGAGGUCACUUGGUUGCUUGCUGUAAGAAAGGUGGUAUAAAUUUCUUUUUGUACUUUACCUGUUGUUGAAUGCAGAAAUGCUCUGCAUGUGUAGUUACUUGUGAAAAGAUUUGUACUGUGUUAUAAAAUA
This is a messenger RNA of Pygocentrus nattereri (red-bellied piranha), 3021 nucleotides long. RefSeq names its product minichromosome maintenance complex component 2 (gene mcm2). Gene Ontology annotation, cellular component: nucleus; MCM complex. The coding region runs from base 73 to 2739 and encodes 888 amino acids. The record is from RefSeq and is a predicted model, not a curated record. Gene Ontology annotation, molecular function: single-stranded DNA binding; 3'-5' DNA helicase activity; single-stranded DNA helicase activity. The transcript has 16 exons. Gene Ontology annotation, biological process: DNA replication; mitotic DNA replication initiation; double-strand break repair via break-induced replication. Lineage: Eukaryota; Metazoa; Chordata; Actinopteri; Characiformes; Serrasalmidae.